AUGGCUCAUGUGGAAAAGGCGGAGACAGAAUUAAGCAUUAAAAUUUUACAAGGGAAUAUAAAGAAAGGACCGACAGUAUCUAGCUCUACAGGACCCUCGGCAGCACAGUCUGGUUUAUACUACAUGUAUAUAGAGGCUUCUUCACCACGCUCAGCUGGAGAAACGGCUGUUAUGAACACAUCUAUCAUUGACUUCUUAAUUGCAGCCACAACCACUACCACUACUACUACUACAGAACAGAAAACCACAACUACAGAACCAACAACCAGCACUACAGAACCAACAACCAGCACUACAGAACCAACAACCACAACUACAGAACCAACAACCACCUCAGCAGAACCAACAACCACCACAACAGAACUAACAACCACAUCUACAGAACCAACAACCAGCACUACAGAACCAACAACCACCACUACAGAACCAACAACUACUACUACAGAACCAACAACCACAACUACAGAACCAACAACCACAACUACAGAACCAACAACCACAACUACACAACCAACAACCACUACAACAGAACCAACAACCACUACUACACAACCAACAACCACAACUACACAACCAACAACCACUACUACAGAACCAACAACCACAACUACACAACCAACAACCACAUCAACAGAACCAACAACCACCACUACAGAACCAACAACCACCACUACAGAACCAACAACUACUACUACACAACCAACAACCACAACUACACAACCAACAACUACAACUACACAACCAACAACCACUACAACAGAACCAACAACCACAACUACACAACCAACAACUAAAACUACAGAACCAACAACCACUACUACAGAACCAACAACCACAACUACAGAACCAACAACCACCACUACAGAACUAACAACCACCACUACAGAACCAACAACUACUACUACACAACCAACAACCACAACUACACAACCAACAACCACUACAACAGAACCAACAACCACAACUACAGAACCAACAACUACAACUACAGAACCAACAACCACUACUACAGAACCAACAACCACAACUACAGAACCAACAACCACCACUACAGAACCAACAACUACUACUACACAACCAACAACCACAACUACACAACCAACAACUACAACUACACAACUAACAACCACUACAACAGAACCAACAACUACUUCAACAGAACCAACAACCACAACUACACAACCAACAACCACAGAACCAACAACCACAACUACAGAACCAACAACUACUUCAACAGAACCAACAACCACCACUACAGAACCAACAACCACCACUACAGACCCAACAACAACCACUACAGAACCAACAACCACCACUAAAGAACCAACAACAACAACAACAGAACCAACAACCACAACUACAGAGCCAACAACCACAACUACAGAACCAACAACUACUACAACAGAACCAACAACCACAACUACAGAACCAACAACCACAACUACACAACCAACAACCACAACUACACAACCAACAACCACCACUACAGAACCAACAACCACAACUACAGAACCAACAACCACCACUACAGAACCAACAACCACUACUACAGAACCAACAACUACUACAACAGAACCAACAACCACAACUACACAACCAACAACCACUACAACAGAACCAACAACCACAACUACACAACCAACAACCACCACUACACAACCAACAACCACCACUACACAACCAACAACCUCUACAACAGAAUCAACAACCACAACUACACAGCCAACAACCACUACAACAGAACCAACAACCACAACUACAGAACCAACAACCACUAGUACACAACCAACAACCACAACCACACAACCAACAACCACUACUACAGAACCAACAACCACAUCUCCAGAACCAACAACUACCACAACAGAACCAACAACCACAACUACACAACCAACAACCACAACUACAGAACCAACAACCACUACUACACAACCAACAACCACAACUACAGAACCAACAACCACUACUACACAACCAACAACCACAACUACAGAACCAACAACCACUACUACAGAACCAACAACCACAACUACAGAACCAACAACCACUACUACAGAACCAACAACCUCAACAACAGAACCAACAACCACAACUACAGAACCAACAACCACUACAACAGAACCAACAACCACUACAACAGAACCAACAACAACAACAACAGAACCAACAACAACAACUACAGAACCAACAACAACAAGUACUGCAACUACCUCUACAACUCCUUCAAUGACUACGACUACCUCUGGAACAACAACUACUUCGAUUCCAACAACAGGUAAAAUUAUUUAG
Saccostrea echinata is the source of this 2289-nucleotide messenger RNA. RefSeq names its product mucin-2-like. The transcript has 3 exons. The record is from RefSeq and is a predicted model, not a curated record. The coding region runs from base 1 to 2289 and encodes 762 amino acids. NCBI's taxonomy places the organism in Eukaryota, Metazoa, Mollusca, Bivalvia, Ostreida, Ostreidae.